Molecule: messenger RNA, 2248 nt
Organism: Olea europaea var. sylvestris
Lineage: Eukaryota; Viridiplantae; Streptophyta; Magnoliopsida; Lamiales; Oleaceae
Product: OPA3-like protein
Exons: 2
Coding region: 789-1124 (111 amino acids)
Biological process (GO): regulation of lipid metabolic process
Cellular component (GO): mitochondrion
Source: RefSeq, a predicted model, not a curated record
AGACUCUGAGCAAGCCCAUUGCUGCUAGGCUGAAGAAAGAAGCUGGACUACACCCAAAAUUUCGUAAUCUCAUCAUCAGCAUGGCUCAGGUUUUGUUGUUAUUAUCUUUUAAAUUGGAGGGUGUCGUUCGAUUAUUCAUAUUUGAAAAUGGUUUGGUUGUUUGAUGGUUGUAUGGAUUCCAAAAUUGAAACGGAUGAUGCUUCAUUAGCAUAUGAUUAUUGCAGAAUCAAUGUACUGUUAUAUGUGUGGUUAAAUAUCGACGGUCAAUCAUGCCCAUUUUUGUUCCUUUCUGGUUAAAAAGCUUCCCUUUUGUUUGAUGCAUUCAAAAUUCACUUUUUCCCAAUAUUAUUGCUGACACUGUCUAUUAUGGGUGAAUAUAUUUUGUGCAUUGUGCUUUUAUUUCUUCUUCAGAUGUAGGUAUUUUCUCAUUUUGUUACUUGGAGCCUUUUCAAUUCUUCGUGUGCGGCUAAUGCCUGCUUAUGCAGUGAAAAAGAUCACAGUGGAAUGGGUGGUGGGAAGGGAUUGCUAAAACUUGGACAUAGAAAACAUAUAUCAUGCCUAUUGCUGUCAGCUGCUUUUUUCAGAUGAUAAUAGGGUGGAAUAUGGAGUGUAGAUUAUGUAUGUACUUGUGCCAUGUUAAGUUAAAAUUGCCAUCGAAACUUUCUGUGUAUUACUGUAUUUGUAAUACAUUAGCAAAUGGAGAUUAACCCCAAGGUGUUGUGGUCUAGUUAAAUCCUUUGUAACUAUAGAGAUUUAAAACCUACGUGUCAGUUGUUGGGAUAGGCAGGAUGGAGAGGGGUUUGGAGCAACUAUUUGUGGAUCAAAAGGUGGCAAUGGAAAGCAAAGGCACGAGGACAUUCGUUGAUCUUCAAUUCUACUAUUUACACAGUUUGUUAUCACCCACACAUGUGCAAUUCCUGAAGGCAAAUCAUAGGAUGACAACAACCGUGCAACGACGCAUAUAUGGUCAUGCUACUGAUGUUGAAAUUCGACCAUUGAAUGAAGAGAAAGCUGUUCAGGCUGCUGUGGACCUGCUAGGGGAAAUCUUCGUUUUCUCGGUACCGUUUCUUUCCAUCUUUAAUUCUCUGUAUUUGACUAGCUAUCUCUUUUCAGUGACUGUUUGAACUAGGUUUUAUAUAUGAGAUUUUUCUCUCUGAGGAAUGAAAUAAAUAAGUCGAUGAUAUCAUAACACGUGUAUGGAAAAAGAUACGUACCUUUUUUUUAUGUUGAUGGAAGACAAGACACCUAUUUUCUUUGUGUGUGGCUGUAGAAUUCCUUUACAGGGAAGUCGAAGUAGUGCCCAAUAUCCAGCUGCAUAAAAUAAUCAGUUCCAUAAACACUUGAAGCCAGGCUGCCAGAUUACACGCUUAGGCCUUUUUAUGCUGAUUUUUUCAAGAUUUUGUGAAAAGUGGGAAUGUGAGUUGAAAAUAGGGAAAAGUUAUGGGUCAACGUGCCAAAUUAUUUUAUUGAGAGCAUGUGCAAUUAAAAACGAGUUUUAUGGAAUCUAUACCAAACAUGGGCUUAAUGUUUUGUACAAAUGUUGCUCAUAUUGCACUUAGCAUUCUCGGGGUUUUAAUUCAGCCAUGGCAAGAGGACUCAUGUCAUAACUUUUGAAGUUCUUUUCUACUGAUGCCCUUUUUCAUUGAAUUUGUGCUUGAUUUAAUUCCCAAUCCUCAUAUAUAUUAUAUAUUUUGUCUAUUAAUAAAACGGCAUACCAUUUUAUCUCAUAUUCUGAUACUAUCUCUGUAUCGAGUCUGUUGACCCAAGAUGGGAAUUUACAAAUAAGCAGGGAUUCAAUGACUGCUGUAAUUUUCAGACGGGCAAAGACCUUCCAAAUUCUAUUAGCCUGUUUUGCAACACUUCCAAACUCUUCCAAUGGCCUAUGAAAACAAAUCGUCAAGGAACUCCCUAGUCAGCUUGUCCUCUGGCAACAUAAAGAUGCAACCCUUUCCCCAUUUAUGAUUUCACAGCUAACAUCAAAGGCAAUGAAGGUCUUCCUGCUGCCUAUUGAUGUGAUUUUGUCCUAGAGAUUGACAUCAAUGAGGAUUUCUGUCACACGAGUUAUUUUUGAAGAAACAUAAUGCAAGUGGGCAAUACCUAUAUACAUAUCAAUGCAAUUUUGAUAAGCUGUAAUUAUUCUAGAUCAGAAAAGGAAAAGAAAACGUGCAACAUUAGUUGGAAUAGAUGUUUCUGAUUAAGGAAGUUGGAAUGGGCCAAAUUCAUGCCCAGACAUUAAGGUUAAAAAAAA